CUCACAGCAGACGUUUUCAUUGGUCACUUCACAGACUGUGUAAGGAGCUGAACUUUGUACAACUAUGACACUGUGCGGCUGUGCAGAGAAAGAAGUUAAACCUUCUCGCAAAGUAACAACGAUCCAAGUGCCUCAUACGGGAGCACAAUGGAUGAUCCAUUUGAUUAUGAACCAAUAGAAGACUUUAAAGAGGAGCUGCUAACCAAUGGACCUGCUGCAGCAGCUGCAAAGAUCCAGGAUUAUUUGGAUCAGCAGGAUAAUAUUCCACUAAAUAUUGGCAUCACAGGAGAGUCUGGCUCUGGUAAAUCCACCUUUGUCAAUGCCUUCAGAGGCAUAGACAACAGGGAUGAGAGAGCCGCCCCUACUGGUUGUGUAGAAACCACCACAGAGGCUACACCAUACCCCCAUCCCAACUAUCCCAAUGUCACACUGUGGGAUCUUCCUGGUAUUGGCACCCCCAACUUUUCAGCUAGCAACUACCUGGAGCGUGUUGAAUUUGAAAAGUUUGACUUCUUCAUCAUCAUCUCAGCUGAUCGCUUCAAAGAAAAUGAUGUGAAGCUCGCUAAGGAGAUUCAGAGGAUGCAGAAAAAGUUCUACUUUGUUCGUUCAAAGAUUGACCAUAACUUACGUGAUGAGGAAGACAGUCAGAGGGACUUCAACGCAGAAAGGACUCUUAAACAAAUCAGGGACAACUGCAUUCAAGGUCUUGAAAAACAAGGCUUCGAGUCUCCUCAAGUCUUCCUGGUGUCCAGCCGUCAUCUCCACCUCUAUGAUUUCCAUCUGUUAGAGGAGACCCUCGAGAGAGAACUUCCUGCACACAAGAGGAACACUCUGCUGUUGGCCAUGCCUAAUAUCAGUCAUGGUAUCAUCAGCAAGAAGAAAGAGGCUUUACAGGCAAAAAUAAAGUACCUUGCCUCUAUAUCUGCACUCAUAGCAGCUGCACCAGUUCCUGGGCUCUCUGCUGCCACUGAUAUAGCCAUGCUGGUUGCUACCAUCAAUGAGUACAAAGUUACAUUUGGUCUUGAUAGCAAGUCACUGCAGAGUCUUGCUCGUAGUGCACGCGUGCCUUUGGAUGAUCUUAGAUCAGUGAUGACAUCACAACUGGGUUUAAAGGAAAUAAACAAAGAGCUUAUCAUUAAGAUGUUGUGCUUGUCUGUAAGUGAUGCUGCAUUAAUGGCAGCAGAGGAAGGGUUCAGAUUUGUUCCAUUAUUUGGAAUCCCAGCAGCAGCAUCCCUCUCUUUUAUCUUUACCUACAAAGCUCUUAAUACUUUCCUCGACAUGCUCGCUGAGGAUGCACAGAAGGUGUUUACAAAGGCCCUGGGUCUGAACACCUCAGUGUGAUAUCAUGAGCUGAAUGGAAGUGUGGCACAUUUAAAACUAAAUUCUAGUUUUCUAAUGUAGCGGCACAUUACAUCAAACACUUUGAGCAAAUCAGAAAAUGUGAUGGUGUCUUUCAAAAUACUAUAUUUUUUUUCUAAGUGAAAUAAAUGUUUGAGUGAUCAAAUAAAAUGUUCAUUAAAA
Messenger RNA from Epinephelus fuscoguttatus (brown-marbled grouper), 1521 nucleotides. Its product is annotated as interferon-inducible GTPase 5-like. NCBI's taxonomy places the organism in Eukaryota, Metazoa, Chordata, Actinopteri, Perciformes, Serranidae. Gene Ontology annotation, molecular function: GTP binding. Gene Ontology annotation, cellular component: membrane. The transcript is spliced from 3 exons. The record is from RefSeq and is a predicted model, not a curated record. Bases 148 to 1341 code for a protein of 397 amino acids.